This is a messenger RNA of Drosophila eugracilis, 579 nucleotides long. RefSeq lists its product as uncharacterized. The transcript is spliced from 2 exons. NCBI's taxonomy places the organism in Eukaryota, Metazoa, Arthropoda, Insecta, Diptera, Drosophilidae. The record is from RefSeq and is a predicted model, not a curated record. The coding region runs from base 468 to 578 and encodes 36 amino acids.
UGCGUUCAGUCGAUUUCUGUCGGCCGUGCGGCAAACACGCAGCUCGCUUUUCAGCCAAUUCAACCAGCUCCAGAAUCAGCUUACCACCAGCUUUCAAAACAGCAUCGCAUCGCGUCAUUAAUCGCAUCGUGCGACAGGACCCACAAAACAGUUUUCCCAGCAACGCGCGCACUUUUCCCGGUAUUCAACCUCUGCCAACGGUCUUGUGUUUUUCCGCCCUAUCGCUCCGGAUUUUAGUUUGCAUAUUUAAGUUCGCUUAACCAUUCCGUUUCGGUGUCAAGAAAAACUUAUCCAAAAUCCCGGUGAUAAGAAGCUGUCUGCCAAAAGCGGAGAGCUUAGCGCAGAAUUGUUCAACACAAAAGUGAAUUACAAAUCAAUUGAGAAAGCCCUCGGCUGCGAGACAUAGAGAAGCCAUCGAUUCCAUUUGAAAAGUGAGCCACUAAGGGAAGAAAAAAAAGAGUUCCCGCAUGAGUAACAGCGCCAUGGUGGCCGUGGCCAUCUGCUGCAUCCUCGUCCUGCUGGCCGUAUUCAUUGUGAUCAUCAUAGUGGUCGGGCAGACCAUUGAGGAGCCCAAAUGAG